ACGCCUCGGAAAUGCGCGUCCUUCGGCAUUUGCUGUUCGCUUCCAUCCCGCUCGUCUGCCUCUUCCGAAUAGAAUUGGCUUCUGCAUACUUUAGACCUCAGCGAAAAUAUAUUGAAGAGGUUGACUGGUCCUAUUCAGGAGCAUUAAAUCAAACAAGCUGGUGGAAAAAAUAUGCAGCAUGCAAUGGUGCUAAACAAUCACCUAUUAAUAUUGAUGAAGAUCUAACUCAAGUAAAUGUCAAUCUUAAAGAACUUAAAUUUCAAGGCUGGGAAAAAGAAACAUCACAAGAUACUUUAAUAUACAAUACAGGCAAAACAGUGGAAAUCAAGCUCACAAAUGAAUACUUCGUAAUUGGAGGAGGCUUAGAAACUGUAUUUAAAGCAAGCAGGAUAACAUUUCACUGGGGAAAAUGCAAUAUAUCUCAUGAUGGAUCUGAACAUAGUAUAGAUGGACAAAAGUAUCCUCUCGAGAUGCAAAUCUACUGUUAUGAUUCAAAUCAGUUUCCGGAUAUAGAUAAGGCAAUUGAAGGAAAUGGGAAAUUGAGAGCUUUAUCAAUUUUAUUUGAGGUUGGUCUGGAAGAUAAUACGGAUUACAGUUCAAUUAUUGAUGGGGUGGCUAGUGUUAGUCGCUUUGGGAAAAAAAUUGAACUGGAGCCAUUCAUUUUAUUGAACCUUUUGCCAAAUUCAACAGAUAAAUAUUAUACUUAUAAUGGAUCUUUGUCAACUCCCCCCUGCACGGAGACAGUUGAAUGGAUAGUAUUCAAAGACACUGUAAACAUUUCAGAAAACCAGCUUUCGGUGUUUUGCGACGUCCUUACCAUGCAACAGUCUGGCUACGUGAUGCUAAUGGACUACCUGCAAAACAAUUUUAGAGAGCAACAGCAUAAAUUUUCUGGCCAAGUGUUUUCCUCAUAUACUGGACAUGAAGAAAUUCAUGAAGCAGUUUGCAGCUUAGAACCAGAAAAUGUUCAAGCUGAUCCAAAGAACUAUACCAGCCUUCUGGUUACCUGGGAAAGGCCAAGAGUCGUGUAUGACACAAUGAUUGAAAGAUUUGCAGUAUUUUACCAACAGUUAGAAGGAGAAGACCAGACAAAGCAUGAAUUUCUAACAGAUGGGUAUCAGGACUUGGGGGCCAUUCUGAAUAAUCUGCUGCCUAAUACAAGUUACGUUCUUCAGAUAGUUGCUGUUUGUGCUAAUGGUCUCUAUGGGAAGUACAGUGAUCAAGUGAUUGUUGAUAUGCCUUUAGAUGAUCCAGAAAUUGAAUUUCCUGAAUUGACUGAAACUGAAGAUUAUGAGGAGGAAGAUGAAAUGGAACAAGCAAGGGCAGGGGUGGGUGAAGAAGCUGCUGUAAUUGCCGGCACAGAUAGUGUGACAAACCAAAUAAGGAAAAAAGAGUUCCAGUUUACUACAUCUACCUACAGUCAGGAGAGAAUGGGGACACAAUUCAACGAAGCAGGAACGCACAGAUACUUAGCAAGAGAAGAAGACUCACAUGGAAAAAAUGGUCAUUCCAAAGCAAUUUUUCAUCCAACUUCUCAGCCUCUCGUAGAAGUACCAAAGGAAGAAGAGGAUGAUUCUAUGGAAACUCAAACAGCGACUACAAUUGUUCCGCCAACAAGCGGCUCCACCAAAGGUAAUGGGGAAGAAUAUGCACAUACUUUUUCUGACAAUGAGGCAACAAGAGCAUCUGCUGCUGAUAGUAAUGAAGAUGAUAUAGAGGUGUCCGCUUUUAAGCCUGAUCUAGACACUGCUGACUCUUGGGGUUCCAUUCCUACCACCUCUGCUACAUGGUUAGUUACUGUGGAGACGUCCCAGGAAAACAUCUUUAGUUCAGGAAGCCCAGAAAUAAGCAUGCAUGAUGAUCUCUCUCAAGACAAUGUUAGAAUUCUCUCAGAAGAUAUUGCACUUCCAAGAGCUGAAGAUUCUGCAGAAAAAAUACCUGCAGUCAAUGGAAAUUUGUGGUAUCAUAAUGGCACAAAUAUUACUGCUGUUCCAUUGGAUAGUAAGCAGCUUUUUCACAUUAGUUCCCCAAAUCCUACAACAGUACCGUAUCCCAAUGGCCCCAUUGUGUCACAAGAUACUUCCAUUGAGGAUAUAGAAUUGCCACAUUCUUCUACCUUUGCUUUCUUCCCUACUGAGUUGUCAUCUUACUCUGUCCCUUCAAAUUCUGAAGAACACGGCUCUGCUUCUGCUGCCAGUGAGGUACUGUCUCAGACAACUCAACCAGUGUAUAAUGGUGAGAUACCACUUCAACCUUCAUACAGUAGUGAAGUGUUUCCUCUAGUCACCCCUUUAUUGUCUGACACUCAGAUGCUCAACACUUUCCCUGCUACAUCAAGUAGUGAUGUGACCUUGCAUGCUACACCUGUAUUUCCCAGUGUUGAUGUGUCAUUUGAAUCCACCCUGUCUUCCUAUGAUGAUGUACCUUUGCUUCCAUUUUCCUCUGCUUCCUCCAGUAGUAAAAUGUUUCACCAUCUGUAUAUGGUUUCUCAAACAUUUCCACAAGCUACUCCAGCUGUUGAGACUGAUAAGGUGCCCCUGCAUGCUUCUUUGACAUUGGCAGAGGGUGGCGUAUUAAUGCAAUCAAGCCUUGCUCAGUUUUCUGAUGUGACAUCACAUCAGAUGGUACGUGCUGCUUCAGAGACAAUGAUAUUUGGUCAUAAUAGAACUCACUUGUCUCAAGUUGAACCAUCCAGCAUUGAUUUAAAUAUGCAUGCACUGUCUACAAUGUCUGAACUUGCUUUAUCUAGUAAUGUGGUCUCUCUUCAAACUGUUGCUGCUUCCUAUUAUACUUCAGAAUUUCUGCAUGAGUCUGUUGGCACAUUUCAUCAGGGUCCGUUAUUUAGCAGCUAUAGCAAUGUGCUGAUGCAUAAGCCUUCUUCUGCAAUCUCGCAAGCUGACACUUUGCUGCAGCCUACAUACUCUCUUUCUAGUGAAAUGGAUUUGUCUGAAGCAUAUUCUGGUAGUGAGUCCCUUUUGCCUGAUACAGAAAUUUUGUCGGUGUUUAAAGCUUCUUCAUGUGAUUCUUCAGGUGAAUUGAUAUGCAGCACACCUGGUGAUGUUGAGAUGCCUCACAAAAAUGAUGUAAUAUAUGGAUAUGACAAAGAACUGCAAAUUUCUUCUUCUUUCAGUGAAAUGGCUUCUCCUGCUGAAAGUGAAAUGACUGAACUUCCAACAACAGUUUCUCAUGAUGAGAUUACUAAGCAGGAUACAACUUUACAAGAAAUCCUCAUUACUGUUUCUAGUGCAAAGGGAAUCCUUCCAGUAUCUGUUACUAAAGUGUUUGGUUAUGAUGUUAGUAAAUUUGCAGAAAAUCAUGUUCCUGUUCAGCCUUUGCAUGUUACAACAGCCUUUGAUGACACUUUGCUUAAGCCUGUGCUUAGUGCAAUCUCACAGCAAGCUUUCUCUACCCCUGCUUCUAGCGAAAUAUUGUCUCCUUCCACUCAGCAGUUUUUUAAUGAGGCUUCAGCUACAUUAAAUAAUAAUGCAUUGCUGCAAACGUCCUUUCAGUCUUCUUCUGAUGAUAAACUGCUUAGAACAUCUGUAAUUGUGUCUAGUGAUCCAAUAUUGAUUGAAAAAAGCACAAGGGCAGAUAAUGGUAGUUCUAUAUUUGACCAAAUAUUGCACCAAAUGGCACUAGAUUCUGCUGCGAAUAAAACAAUGUUGCAUUCUACAUCAGCACCAUCUGCUGUAAAUACAUCACACACUGCCAGUAAUCCCACAGAUUCACCAGAAGGUUUAACUGUUGCAUAUAUAAGUGAUGAAUACAUUUCACCCAGGUUGCUUAACAAUGAAGAUAUACACCAAGUUGCUCCUUCACUGUACAGUAAUGAUCGGUCAACCAGUUUAGAAAAUAAAAGUGCCUUUGCCCUCAAAGCAGGGAACGCAGUGACUAUCCCUAUCUUGCCAACUGAUAUGUUACCAAAUACAGCUACGUCUGCUAACAGUCAUAGUCUUUCAAGUGUUUCUCAAAAGGAUGAGUUUUUCACUUUUUCCUCCAAUACUAAUAUUGUUGAUAUUACUGUUCCUGUGCCUGAAAUCAUUUCUGAUUCUAUUCAGCCUGUUUUUACAAAUAUACCAGAUACGCCUAUUUCUGGUACAGCUAAUUUUCCCAGCACUGAAAGCGGUAAAAUUUUAUUAGUUCCUGGUAAAGUAACCACUGAAUUAUACACCACAGCCAGUUCUGAUACUGAUUUGUGGUCAUCUGUUGUUGAUGAUGAUUAUGAUGAGUAUGAUAGUGGCUUACCUGUAAAUGGUUGUCAUACAUGCAUUACCCAUAGAGAAACUCAGGAGGAGGUAGAUGAGCCAGAUACUCAGGUAAACAGUGCGAACAAUCAGCAUAACUUAAUUAUAAAUUCACAUUUUCAAAUUUCUGAAGAAAAAGAAGAAAAGAAAACAAUAACUGCUUUAUCAGACUAUAUGAUAACCCAUGAGAUGGACCAACUGAAACAUACACCAGUCCCAGCAGUGGCGUCGAACAUGAAGACUAAGAAACACAGUAAUCCAGCCAUAUUGGAUAACCACAUUCAGACUCUUAGUGUUCCAAAGGCACCAGAAUCUAAAUCAUGGGCAGUUUUUACAAGUGAUGAAGAGAGUGGUUCUGGUCAAGGUACCUCAGAUAGUAUUAAUGAUAAUGAGACUUCAACAGAUUUCAGUUUUUCUGAUGUUAAUGAUCGUGACUCUGAGGGCGUAGCUGAAGCAGAUAACUCAGAAUUAUCUUCUGGAUCACAACAGUCAUCAGUAGCACCAAUUCCUAGUGAUCACUCAUCAGUAUUCAACGUUUCUGAGGCAGAGGCAAGUAAUAGUAGCCAUCAGUCGCUUAUUGGUCUCCCAGAACCGAAGACAGUUAUACCUCUUGUGGUCGUAUCAGCCCUGACUUUCAUCUGUCUAGUGAUUCUUGUUGGUAUUCUCAUAUAUUGGAGAAAAUGCUUCCAAACUGCACACUUCUACUUGGAAGAUAAUACAUCACCUCGGGUGAUAUCCACUCCCCCAGCACCAGUCUUCCCUGUGUCAGAUGAUGUUGGUGCAAUCCCAACAAAGCAUUUUCCGAAACAUGUUGCAGAUUUACAUGCCAGUAAUGGUUUUGCAGAAGAAUUUGAGACACUGAAAGAGUUUUACCAGGAAAUCCAGAGCUGCACAGUAGAUCUAGGUAUUACAUCAGACAGUUCUAACCAUCCAGAUAACAAGAAUAAGAAUAGAUAUAUAAAUAUUGUUGCCUAUGAUCACAGUAGGGUUAAACUUGCACAACUUGCAGACAAGGAUGGAAAACUUACUGACUACAUUAAUGCCAACUAUGUUGAUGGCUACAACAGACCAAAAGCUUAUAUUGCAGCUCAAGGGCCUUUAAAAUCAACAGCAGAAGAUUUCUGGAGAAUGAUUUGGGAACAUAAUGUGGAAGUUAUUGUAAUGAUAACCAACCUUGUUGAAAAAGGAAGGAGAAAAUGUGACCAGUACUGGCCUACUGAUGGUAGUGAAGAAUAUGGAAACUUUUUAGUCACUCAGAAGAGUAUUCAUGUGCUUGCUUAUUACACUGUGAGGAAUUUUACUAUUAGGAACACCAAAGUGAAAAAGGGUUCCCAGAAAGGAAGGCCUUGCGGCCGUGUAGUUUCUCAGUAUCACUAUACUCAAUGGCCUGAUAUGGGUGUUCCUGAGUACACUUUGCCAGUGCUCACAUUUGUUCGAAAGGCAUCGUAUGCUAAACGACAUGCUGUAGGACCAGUCGUGGUUCAUUGCAGUGCUGGUGUUGGAAGAACAGGUACAUACAUAGUAUUAGAUAGCAUGCUACAGCAAAUUCAGCAUGAAGGGACUGUCAACAUAUUUGGAUUCCUGAAGCACAUACGAACGCAAAGGAACUACUUGGUGCAGACAGAAGAACAGUAUGUCUUUAUUCACGAUGCCCUUGUGGAGGCCAUACUUAGCAAAGAAACAGAAGUACCUGAAAAUCACAUUCAUGCCUAUGUUAAUUCACUCUUAAUACCUGGACCAAUGGGAAAAACAAGAUUAGAGAAACAAUUUAAGCUUCUGAGCCAGGCUAAUAUACAACAGUGUGAUUAUUCUACUGCACUGAAACAGUGUAACAGAGAAAAGAACAGAACUUCAUCCAUAAUUCCUGUGGAAAGAUCUCGAGUUGGUAUUUCAUCAUUGUCUGGUGAAGGCACAGACUACAUCAAUGCCUCCUAUAUUAUGGGUUAUUAUCAAAGUAAUGAAUUCAUUAUUACCCAGCACCCCCUGCUGCAUACUAUCAAAGACUUCUGGAGAAUGAUAUGGGACCACAAUGCUCAGAUAAUCGUCAUGCUUCCAGACAGUCAGAAUAUGCAGGCUGAAGAUGAAUUUGUAUACUGGCCAAGCAAAGAAGAUCCUAUAAAUUGUGAGAGUUUUAAGGUCAGCCUGAUUUCUGAAGAACACAAAUGUUUGUCAAAUGAAGAGAAGCUUAUAAUCCAGGAUUUCAUAUUAGAAGCUACACAGGAUGAUUAUGUCCUUGAAGUGAGGCAUUUUCAGUGUCCAAAAUGGCCAAAUCCAGAUAGCCCUAUUAGUAAAACAUUUGAACUUAUAAGUGUCAUCAAAGAAGAAACUUCCAACAGAGAUGGGCCCAUGAUUGUACAUGAUGAGCAUGGAGGAGUGACAGCGGGUACCUUCUGUGCAUUAACAACGCUCAUGCAUCAGCUAGAAAAUGAAAACUGUGUGGAUGUUUAUCACGUAGCUAAGAUGAUCAAUUUGAUGAGGCCUGGAGUCUUCACAGACAUUGAUCACUAUCAAUUUCUGUACAAAACUAUUCUCAGUCUUGUUAGCUCAAGGCAAGAAGAAAAUCCUUCAGUAUCCAUAGACAGUAACGGUUCCGCUUUACCAGAUGGCAAUGCAGCUGAAAGCUUGGAAUCUUUAGUUUGACUACAAACAGCACACGACAAACCAUGAUUAUCCAGAGCUGGAAAUUUCAGUAUUGUUGCUUUCCUUUUUUAAAAACUCUGUGGGGCAGGG
Messenger RNA from Elgaria multicarinata webbii, 6974 nucleotides. It is a transcript of the gene PTPRZ1, whose product is annotated as protein tyrosine phosphatase receptor type Z1. The record is from RefSeq and is a predicted model, not a curated record. Gene Ontology annotation, biological process: peptidyl-tyrosine dephosphorylation. Lineage: Eukaryota; Metazoa; Chordata; Lepidosauria; Squamata; Anguidae. The coding region runs from base 12 to 6884 and encodes 2290 amino acids. Gene Ontology annotation, molecular function: protein binding; protein tyrosine phosphatase activity. The transcript has 30 exons.